UGUCCUUGAAAUUAAGUAGUUAAGUGUUGACUUGAUGUUUGCGUAAACCUUUGUUGUUGAUAUUUAUUUCGGUUAUUCCAUGCAGUAUCUUGUAUUUCAAGACGUGCACGGUGCACCUCGAUUUGGGCUUCUAAGUAUUGCUUGUUUAAUAGAAAGUUAGCACACAUUUGUCCAAGAACGAGACAGUUUAUCUGCAAGAACUUGUAUUAAAAUGUUCUAGCUAUGUCAAGACGGCAGAAGAAGUUAGAACCAAACUUGAGGAGCAAAAGGGCUGGUUUAUCUCCCAUAUGAGCAAUGAAACUGGUCAACAAGGACAGAAAAAAAGAGACAAGGAAUGACCUGAUGGAACUAACAGAUUCUGCUAGAGCAAAGCUUGAUCAAGCAAAGCAGAUGAGAUCCAACCUUAUGCAGGAAAAUUCUAAGAUCAAGCUAUCAAUUGAGCAUGUGAAGCACAAGAUUAAUGAGUUUAAGGCAGAGUUAAUGUUGGUGGAUAUCAAGGUUCUAGAAGAGGAAUACACAGCUCUCUUGUCAGAUGAGUCUGGAGAGGCAGAGUAUCUAGGUUCGCUGCAGAGUCAGGCUGAGAAACUGAAGGGAAUUUCUUACAUUGCUAAAUGUGGUUGUGGAGAGGAAUACAGUGUUGGUCUAGAUUAGGCCAAAGUUAUACAUGCACUAUCACCAUUUCAGGUAUCUGUCAAAUUAUUAUCUGAAUAUGUGAACAAAUCGAGAACCAAAAGUAGCUUAAUGUGCUAGUUCUUUAGAAUCUGUGGUUAAUUGUUUAGUUUGUAGAGAGAUAGAACUAUCAUGCUGUCUUGUUGCAGUAUAUAAUGUUUUACAGUUGAAGAAAAUUCAAGCUCGUUCUGUUUAAGAUCUUAAAACUAAUAAAGAAAGAGUAGAAUUAGUGGCAUUUGAUACAGAAUUCUACAGAAGAAGAAUUGGAAGUAAAUGAGUGUUUACAAUUAAAUAUCGAUUUGAUUGCACCACUGAACGCCAUAAAGCUCGUCUUGUGAUUUUGGGUAACCAUGACAAGGAGUGUUUUGACUAUAGUGAUGUGUUUUCUCCGGUGGCCAAGAUGGCGAUUGUUCGUGUUGUACUAUGUAGCUAAAAAGAAUUAUGAGGUUCAUCAGCUAGACGUCCACAAUGUGCUUUCUUAAAUGUCAUCUUCAUGAAAAAGUAUACAUGAAGCUAUAAUAAGGAAUUUUGUCACAUAAUGAAACGGGCGGGUGUUGUCUUUA
Messenger RNA from Arabidopsis lyrata subsp. lyrata, 1232 nucleotides. RefSeq lists its product as uncharacterized. NCBI's taxonomy places the organism in Eukaryota, Viridiplantae, Streptophyta, Magnoliopsida, Brassicales, Brassicaceae. The record is from RefSeq and is a predicted model, not a curated record. The transcript is spliced from 7 exons. The coding region runs from base 295 to 651 and encodes 118 amino acids.